Messenger RNA from Rosa rugosa (rugosa rose), 1437 nucleotides. RefSeq names its product mogroside IE synthase-like. Gene Ontology annotation, molecular function: UDP-glycosyltransferase activity. The coding region runs from base 1 to 1437 and encodes 478 amino acids. The transcript has 3 exons. NCBI's taxonomy places the organism in Eukaryota, Viridiplantae, Streptophyta, Magnoliopsida, Rosales, Rosaceae. The record is from RefSeq and is a predicted model, not a curated record.
AUGGAAGAAAUGAAUACGGAGAAGGAAGAACAAACGGGUGCUAAGCAAAGUCACAUCCUCGUUUUCUCUUUCCCAGUUCAAGGUCAUAUAAACCCAAUGCUGGAGUUCUCCAAGCGCCUGGCCUCUAAAGGUCAGAGGGUCACUCUAGUCACAACCACCAAAGCUAGUAAGUCCUUGCAAGUCGGCGAUCCAAUUACCUCAUUCGGAUGUAACCUUAAGGUGGAAUUUAUAUCAGAUGGCACUGAACAAGCUGAUCAAGGAUCUGGUGCCAGUAAGGAUCUCUUCGAGCUUUUAAAAAGUGCAACUACUAAAUCGUUAGCCAAGCUCAUCACUAACAUCAAGAACAGUAAUGAUGCAACUGAGAAAUACCCACUCAAGUUCCUGGUUUAUGACUAUAUCAUGCCUUGGGCUCUGGAUGUAGCGCGACAACACGGCAUGGAUGGAGCUCCAUUUUAUCCAACUUCAAGCGGAGUUGCAGCUCUUUAUUAUCAAUUCCUUGAAGGAACACUAAAGCUUCCCUUAAGGGAAGGGCAGCCAGCAACAUUGCCUUCCAUGCCACCACUAGAGCUCAAUGAUUUACCAACUUUCCUCUCAGAUCUUGACUUAUACCCACUUCUCCUCAAACUCACGGCUCACAUCCCCAAUUUGAGAGAAGUAAAAUGGAUUUUUCAUACAACGUUCGAUAAAUUGGAAAGCGAGGUACUAGAAUCAAUGGCAAGCCAUGGCUUGCCUGUCAGGGCGAUCGGACCAACAGUUCCAUCAAUGUUUUUGGACAAAAGGUUGGAGGAUGACAAAGACUAUGGUCUCAACCUUUUAAAGCCUGAUGAGGAGAAUUGCAUGAAGUGGUUAGACUCCAAGGAAACCGGGUCAGUUGUUUAUGCAUCAUUUGGAAGCUUGUCCAAUCUGAGCAAAGAGGAAGUUGAGGAACUGGCAUCAUGUCUAACUAACUGUAGCUACUACUUCUUAUGGGUAGUCAGAGAAACAGAAAAAGAAAAACUCCCUGAAAAAUUUCUAGAUGAGAUAACAAGGAAGGGUCUCGUGGUGAGCUGGUGUAAGCAAUUAAGUGUAUUAGCUCACAAGGCUGUGGGAUGCUUUGUUACUCACUGUGGAUGGAAUUCAACUCUCGAAGCAUUAAGCUUGGGAGUACCAAUGGUGGGAUUGGUGGCAGUGCCAGACCAAUUCGAUCAUCCGACUAUUGCUAAAUACGUUGCGGAUGUGUGGAAAGCGAGGGUUAGGGUGAAGGUAAAUGAAAAAGUCGGCUUUGCAACCAGAGGAGAAAUAGCCAUGUGUAUUAGGCACGUGAUGGAUAAAGAGAAAGGGAUGGAGGUUAGAAAUGCUUCACUUGUUUGGAAGGAAUUGGCUAAAGAGGCGAUGUAUGAAGGAGGAAGCUCUGAUAAGAACAUUGAGGAAUUUGUGGCUGCACUUCAGUUAAUUUAA